Suillus discolor is the source of this 516-nucleotide messenger RNA. RefSeq lists its product as uncharacterized. NCBI's taxonomy places the organism in Eukaryota, Fungi, Basidiomycota, Agaricomycetes, Boletales, Suillaceae. The coding region runs from base 1 to 516 and encodes 171 amino acids. The record is from RefSeq and is a predicted model, not a curated record. The transcript is spliced from 7 exons.
AUGGACUACAAAAACUCCAUCCCUCAUCAUAUUAAGAAGUUAUUGAGGUUUGAGCUGGUCACCAUCCAGUCCUACAUCUGGAUUAAUCAUGGCACAAACAGUCACUUUGACUUCAAUAGUAAGGAUGCAGAGACAUUUGCAGAAGGGAUAAUCUACCCUAAGAUCAAGAUGGACAAUAUUGAAUGCAUCUUAAAGAGCUUUAUGGAUAGCAUCCAAAAUGGCCUAACUUUAACAGCUUUAGGAACUAUAAAGCUCUAUAAAGAGCUCUAUGGCAACUUUGAUAAGGGCUAUAACUUGGGGUUUUAUUGGAAAAGUUUUCACGGUCAAGGCCCCCUAGCGAGGGGGCCGAGGAACGAGGCCUCCGCUGCAUGCUGCCUGCCUUCUCUGAAGAUAGGGCCCAGACCCCUAGGCAAUAAGGAGCUGGCACAACGACAGCUUUCGCUUAUUGCCCUGCACUUUGUUGCAUGCUUGCAUAGCCCCGAUAGUGCAAAGACAAACAUUCACCAAGUCUUGUGA